Blastocystis hominis is the source of this 3723-nucleotide messenger RNA. RefSeq lists its product as hypothetical. NCBI's taxonomy places the organism in Eukaryota, Bigyra, Opalinata, Blastocystidae. Gene Ontology annotation, biological process: mRNA splicing, via spliceosome. The coding region runs from base 1 to 3723 and encodes 1240 amino acids. The record is from RefSeq and is a predicted model, not a curated record. Gene Ontology annotation, cellular component: U2 snRNP; nucleus. The transcript is spliced from 7 exons. Gene Ontology annotation, molecular function: U2 snRNA binding; protein binding.
AUGCAUCUGUAUAACCUUACUUUGCACAAGGCAUCUUCUGUGCAACGGGUGAUUUAUGGUAACUUCAGCUCCGCGAAGGUUGAAGAGUUCGUGAUUUCUCGCGGAAAUAUUAUUGAGCUGUGGAGACCCGACGAUAAUGGAAACAUCAACGUGAUUUGUAGCUUUGAGGUGUAUGGGUUGAUUCGUGCUCUGAAGCCUUUCCGUCUUUCGGGAAACAACACAGAUUUUGUUUUGAUUGGUUCGGACAGUGGUCGAAUCGUUGUUCUAAAGUAUGACACAGAAAAAAACACAUUUGAAAAGAUCCAUCAAGAGACCUUCGGAAAAGUCGGCGUCAUUCGAGGUCUUCCCGGCCAAUACCUGGCUGUCGAUCCGAAUGGCCGUGCCUUCAUGAUCAGUGGAUUUCUCUUCCAUGUUUCAUCGCUAGGUGCCAUCGAGAAGCAAAAUCUGGUCUACGUCCUGAACCGCGACUCCCGAGGCAACGUCACAAUCUCCUCUCCCCUGGAAGCCCACAAAUCGCAAACCAUCGUGCUGACCACGGAGGGAUUAGAUGUCGGCUACGACAAUCCCAUGUUCGCCUGCCUGGAGCUCAACUACGGCGAGGCCGACGAGGACUCCACCGGAGAAGCCGCCCAGCAGACCGAGAAGGUGCUCACCUACUACCAGCUGGACCUCGGUUUGAACCACGUGAUCCGCAAGUGGAGCAAAACCGUGGAACGCUCCGCCAAUCUGCUGGCCCGCGUCCCCGGCGACAGCGGCCCGGGCGGCGUGCUGGUCUUCGCGGAGAACUGGGUGAUGUACUGCAACGAGAACCACCCCGAGAUCCGCGCGCCCAUUCCGCGCCGCGAGUUCCUGCCCGAAAACCGCGGAACCAUGAUCAUCACCGCGGCACUGUUCCAGCGCGAAGGGAACCUGUUCUACUUGGUGCAGAGCGAAUACGGAGAUCUGUACAAAAUCACGCUGAGCUUCGAUUCCUCGCACGUGCACGACCUCGUGGUCAAGUAUUUCGACACGAUUCCCGCGGCCACGACGCUCCACAUCACCAAGAAGGGCUUUCUGCUGGCCACUUCGGAGGUGGGCGACCAGUACGCGCUUCCUUUGGCUCUCCUCACCGGCAGCUGCUUCUACCAGUUCAUCGCGCUGGGCGACGACGACUCCGCCCAGGCCUCCUUCCUGGGCUCGCUGCAGCCCGACGGCUCCGUCCAGGUCCCCGUCUUCUCUCCGCGCGCGCUGACCAACCUGCGCCCGGUGGACACGCUGCCCUCGCUCUCUCCGCUGGUCAAGAUCCACGCGGAGGACCUGCGCGGCGACGGCACGCCGCAGCUCUUCGCGCUGUGCGGGCGGAGCUCGCGGUCGCAGCUGAAGGUGCUGCAGCAGGGCCUGGCGAUCUCGCUGCUGUCGCAGAACCCGCUGCCGUACGCGCCGAGCGGGCUGUGGACGCUGCGCGACGCGCGGACGGGGCAGCACCGCUUCAUGGUGAUCAGCUUCAACAACGCGACGAUCGUGCUGGCGGUGGGGAAGUCGGUGGAGCAGGUGAUGGACACGGGGUUCAAGCUCGACGAGAGCACGCUGGCCACCGGCGUGCUCGAGGGAAACAGCUUCCUGCAGGUCUAUCCGGGCGGGUUCCGGCAGAUCUUCGAGGACGGGCACACGAAGGUCUGGGAGCCGCCGAGCCGCCGGUCGAUCACCGCGGCGGCGAUGAAUCUGCGGCAGAUCGUGGUGGCGCUGUCGAACGGAGAGGUGCUGUACUUCGAGCUGGACGAGCGAUUGGAGUGGGUGGAGCGCGAGAGCAUGAACCACCGCGAGGAGGUCAUCUGCCUGGACCUCCCCGCGCUCGCGCCGAACAGUCUGCGCGCCCCGUUCCUCGCGGUGGGCUACGGCGAUCGCAGCUGCCGCGUGUACAGCCUCGCGCCGAACAGUCUUCUGGAGGAGCUCUCCAUGCAGGCGCUGAACGCGAUGCCGUCCAAUCUGACGCUGGACACCAUGCGGAUGGGCUCCGGGUCGCUGGCGCGCGAGACGCUUCUCCUCACCGUCGGCAUGGAGAACGGCAUCCUCAUGCGCGUGGAGGUCGAUCCGGUGAGCGGGAAGCUCAGCAACGCGCGCAGCACGCGGUUCCUCGGACCGCGCCCCGUCCGGCUCUUCAAGAUCCUCGCUGGCGGCAAUCCCUGCGUGCUGGCGCUCUCCGUGAAGCCGUGGCUCUGCUACUGCGCCAACAACACGCUGACGCUCACCUCGCUGGUCAGCGACCCGCUCGACCUCGCCGCGCCGUUCUGCAACGAGGACUGCAGCGAGGGCAUCGUCUGCGUGGCGGGCACGAACCUCAACAUCAUCCGGAUCGACGACCUCACGCAGCCGUUCACCGCCACGUCCAUCCCGCUCUCCUACACGCCGCGUGAGCUGGUCGUCUACCCGGGACAGCCGCGCCUGCUCCUCCUCGAGACGGACCACAACGCGUACUCGGAGCUGGAGAAGCAGUCCUUCUACCAGCAGCACAACGUGUCCUACGUCAACGAAUACGACUGCGGCGCGCCCAUCCCCGCCGAGCCCGACAAAUGGGCCAGCUGCAUCCGCGUGGUCGACGCGAUCUCCCUGCAGACGCUCGAGCGCCUGGAGCUCGCGGACAACGAGGCCGCGUUCUCCAUGUGCGUCUGCCGCUUCGCGUCGAAGGGCGACGAGCCGUUCGUGGUGAUCGGAACCGCGAAGAACCUCAAAAUCCACCCGCGGUCCUGCAGCCAGGGCUUCAUCAGCGUCUUCCGGUUCGUCGAGGGACACUCUCUCCAGCUGCUGCAUCGCACCGAGGUCGACGAGGUCCCCGCCGCGCUCUGCGAGUUCGACGGGAAGCUGGCCGCGGGAAUCGGGCGCUCCGUGCGCGUCUACGACCUCGGAAAGAAGAAACUGCUCCGCAAGUGCGAGAACAAAGCGAUGCCCCAUUUCGUGACGAAGCUGCGCGCGAUGGGCGAGCGGCUCUACGCGGGCGAUCUGACGGACAACGUGUCCUUCGUGAAGUUCCGCAAGGGCACCAAUCAGCUGGUGGAGUUCGCAGACGGCGGGAUCCCGCGAAGCAUCACGGCGCUGGACGUGCUGGACUACAACACGGUGGUCUGCGGAGACAAGGGCGGAAACCUCUUCGUGGAGCGCGUCGAUCCGAAGGUGGACGACGACAUCGCGAACCCGACGGGCAGUCGAAGCCUGUGGAACUCCGGACUGCUCAGCGCAGCGCCCAACAAAGCGGAGCAGGCAGCGAGUAUUUAUCUGGGCGAGAUCGUGACGUCGGUGCAGAAGACGGUGCUGAUUCCUGGAGGCGAUGAAGUGGUGCUGUAUGGAACGAUUUUCGGAACGAUCGGCGCGUUGCUUCCGAUGCCGAGUCGCGACGACCUGCAUCACUUGAUGCACAUCGAGAUGUACAUUCGCAAGCAGGAGCCGUCGCUGGUGGGAAGGGAUAUUUUGUCGUGGAGAAGCGCGUACACGCCGAUGAAGGGAAUCAUCGACGGGAAUCUGUGCGAGACGUUCUCGAUGCUGCCGCAGAUUAAGCAGGAGGAGAUUGCCAAUGCGUUGGUGCUGUCGGUUUCGUCGAUUGUGAAGAAGAUGGAGGAUUUGAGAAGUCGUGUUAUGUGGACUGUUUGUUGGAGUCGAUCGAUUGGAAAGGGUGUGAAUAGGCGUUUUUUAUUCCAUGCCAUGGAAAUAGUGUUAUUUUCGAUGUGUUAUUCGAUAGGAAAACGUGAUUGA